This is a messenger RNA of Lasiodiplodia theobromae, 1989 nucleotides long. RefSeq names its product DNA methyltransferase 1-associated protein DMAP1. Gene Ontology annotation, cellular component: Swr1 complex; NuA4 histone acetyltransferase complex. Lineage: Eukaryota; Fungi; Ascomycota; Dothideomycetes; Botryosphaeriales; Botryosphaeriaceae. Gene Ontology annotation, molecular function: transcription corepressor activity. The coding region runs from base 1 to 1989 and encodes 662 amino acids. Gene Ontology annotation, biological process: negative regulation of transcription by RNA polymerase II; DNA repair; chromatin remodeling. The transcript has 3 exons. The record is from RefSeq and is a predicted model, not a curated record.
AUGGCGUCCAUGAACGACGCCCGCGACAUCAUGGGCCUUCAGCCCGGCGAGGCGCUCCCAAAACCGCCGCCCGCGAAAAAGCAGAAGACGGCGCAGCCCAAGCCGCGGAUAACUGGUAUCAACCGCGAAGUACAAGCUCUGUAUGGCGAGCGCGCGCCGCCCGUGGCGGUGGUUGAGGCAGGGAAGAGCUAUCAGCCGAAGAGGAGAUGGGGCGCUAAUAAGGGUCCGGCGGCGAAGUGGCAUUGGCGGCGCUUGCAACCCAACGAUGUCAACGGAGACGUAGCCAUGGGAGAUGCGGAGAAUCAGGACGGCGGCGCUGCUGCCGCCGCCACGGCUGCGACGGAACCUCGACUCGAGACGAACUACGAGUAUGCGAAGUUUAACAUCCAACCCGAAGGACCGGAGUACGAUGAUGAGACGUACGAGGCGCACCUGCGUAGCGAGGAGUGGAGCAAGGAAGAGACGGACUACCUGGUCGAGACGGUUAAGGAUUAUUAUCACCGCUGGGCCAUCAUUGCGGAUCGCUACGACUGGCAGCCGGCACAGCCGAAGGUGGAACCGGACGCCGCUGAGGGAGGAGCGGUUGCGGCGCCGGCGAUCGUGCCGAAGCCGAGGACGAUGGAGGAUUUAAAGGCGCGGUACUAUCAGAUCAGCGCAAAGCUGAUGGAGCUCAAGACACCAAUAGCCUCCAUGACGAACGCCGAAUUCGGGCUCCACGAGAUUCUAACUAGGUUCGACCCAGACCGGGAGAAGCAGCGGAAGAAGGUGGCGGCGGCGCUGCUGGAGCGAACAGCGGACGAGAUCAAGGAGGAGCAGUAUCUGCUGGGCGAACUGCAGCGGAUCAACACGAACUACGAGAAGCUAUCAACGGAGCGAGAUGAAGUGCGGCAGCGGCUGUUCGCACCGCCGACGCAGGGCAGCACCAGCACGGCCUCGCAGUUCCAGUCCAGCCACGCGCUCUCGCAGCUUUUCAACCAGCUUCUGCAGCAGGACCGCAGCAAGAAGCGCAACGGCCGCCUGUCACUCAACACCGCCGACCAAAUCUCAACCCCGUCCGGCCAACAGACACCCAUGACGGCUGGAGGCAACCGCGGCGACGGCGGUCUCGCAUCGGCCAACAGCAUGAACAAGAGCGGUCGUCAAUCCAUAAACACGCCCGGGGCCAGCGGCAAUCAGCAAGGCUCGGGCGGUGCAUCGGGCUCCUCGGCCCAGCAGCACCACCCGUCGCAGCCACCCCGCACGCUAACGCCGCGGGCGAUGCAGCGGCUAGGCGUGACGCACCACGACCGGCUAUCAUCCGGAGUGACCUUCAAGAGCGACCGGCUGCACAAGUUGCGGAUGGCCAAGUCGACGAUCCAGACGCAGAAGAUCCAGCAGGCACUGGCGGAGCUGCGUAUUCCGGAGAUUAUCGCACUACCGACAUCGACAGUGUGCGACGAGUUCGAGGUGCUGAUCAACAAGAUUCACCGGUUGUUGGAUUUGCGGAAGUUGUUGGAUAAGGAAGAGAGCGAGGUUGCGGUUGCGGAGAAUGUGAGAAAGGAGAGAGAAAGGAGGGAGAGGGCGGAGAGGGGAGAGCCGGAGCCGGAAGAAGAGGAAGAAAGCUCGCAGCAGCAGCAAGAACAAGAAGGAGCUGAGGGAAGUGGAGAAGGCCAGAGGGAUAUUACUAUGGACAGCGGCGCCGAUGCAGAUGCGGAUGCGGACGCUGAUGCUGACGGCGAGGCGGAAGACGCCGACGGCGAGGUGGACGAUUCGCAGCAGGCUCAGUCAUCAGCCGCUGCGGCGUCUGGGGAGCGAAAGACGAAGACAGAGCAGGGGGAUACGGAGAUGAUGGAUGCUUCUCCCGCUGAUGCGGCCGAGGAGGAUGGAGCCGGGAUGAACGGCGUGAAGGAGGAGAUUGCUAGCCCUGCUCCCUUGGCUGAAGGCGGUGGUAGGAGUGCUAGCGUGGCUAGUCAAGGGAGCGGCGCCGGCGGAAAGAGGAAUAAGAAGUGA